UUGCCAGUAAUGCACUUGUGCAAAAGUAUCGCCUAUAGAUUGUGUUCAGACCAAAUCUGGUCAACAAUACGCAGUUCUGACACGUUUCACAAAAUGUAUAGCAGCACUUCUCCAUUACACUCAGGCAUCGUGUCACUAAACAGCAACUUUAGCACAAUUUUAAACACUCAGUCCGUCAGAGGAUCAGAGGAAGUGAACGAACACAGGAAGAGCUGAUCGUAUUUAAAGAAAGAGUCGAGAGCAUAUAAUGAAGAGGAAGACUGACAGAAAGAGAAGAUGGCUGAUGAGUGUGAUCUGUGUCUGCUGGGACUCAUCUUUCUCUCUUCACUUCUCUCAGGUUCCAGUGAAGUGAAUGAUGCUCAUGUGUUCAUCAGUUCUGGUCAAAAUGUCCGUCUGUCCUGUAAUAAUGCUCUUCAUGACUGCAAAUCAACUACAUGGAACUAUAACAGAUUCAGUCAUUCAGCAGCAGUUGAACUGAUUAAUUCAGGGAUAAAGAAGAAAGACACAGAGAGACAUGAGAGACUGAGUCUGGGGUCUGACUGCUCUCUGAACAUCAACAACAUCACAGAAGAAGAUUAUGGGUUUUACAUCUGCAGACAAUAUGUGAAUAAACAACAAGGAACUGAUGCUCGUGUGUUUCUGCAUGUUCUUCAUCUCUCUUCAUCUUCAUCAUCCUCACAGACUGAGAUCAGUGCAGGCCGCUCUGUGACUCUCUUCUGUCAGCUGUAUUUUCUUGCUGGAGACUCUUGUGAUGAUUGGAUCCGUUCUGAGGGAAUUGAGCUGUUCUGGGUGAAUCAGGCUGGUGUUAAACUGAGGAUAUCAGACUCCAGAUAUCAGAUAUCAGCAUCAGAUCACUGUAACAUCACUCUGACUACAACACUCCUGAAUGAAGAUCACAACAGAGAGUGGAGAUGCAGUGUUACUCACAGAGAUCGAGUCCAGAGCUCAGUCACAUAUACUGUCAAGAGUUCAGCUCAAGAUAAAACAACGACAGCAGUGAUUCCAGUCCACAACACAAACUCUCAGAAUCCCUCAACUACGAACACACACAAAACUAAAGCUCCAGAUUCAACAACACUGAUUCCAGUCAGCAGCUCGAACUCUGAGACGACUUCAAGAAGAACCACAGCAGCAGCUCCUACACAAGUGAUUGUGAUUGUUGUCGGCGCUUCAUUCGCUCUUUUCAUUCUUGCUCUGAUUAUUUGGCUGAUUCAUAAAAAAAGAGCCGGUGUCAGAAGAGCGACUCAUGACUCUGUGGAGCAGACAGAUGAUGUGACUUAUACUGAAGUUACUGCGUACAGUAAAAACAGAGACAAAAAGAAGAAGGUUCGCUGUGAUGAUAAAGUGACUUAUGCUUCCAUCAGAGGAUCAAAAGCUGGAGAUCAGCAAAACUGCAGUCAACUUUAUGCCUCUGUGAACAAGAACCAUCACAAAUCAGACAAAUAAUUACACAGACACCACACGAGCAGAGGAAGAUGAACCUUAUAUAACAUGUUAAGAAACAAGCUCUGAUUUAUUUGUAGUUUUUGGUUAUUCUGCUCAGUUUGUCAUGUUGUUGUACAGUAGCUGUCUGUGUGUGUUUAUUAUUAAUUCAGGAUCUGCAGAGUAACGUAACAAACGGA
Messenger RNA from Onychostoma macrolepis, 1622 nucleotides. RefSeq lists its product as uncharacterized. Gene Ontology annotation, molecular function: MHC class II protein binding; protein tyrosine kinase binding. The transcript is spliced from 9 exons. Bases 277 to 1446 code for a protein of 389 amino acids. NCBI's taxonomy places the organism in Eukaryota, Metazoa, Chordata, Actinopteri, Cypriniformes, Cyprinidae. Gene Ontology annotation, cellular component: membrane raft; external side of plasma membrane. Gene Ontology annotation, biological process: interleukin-15-mediated signaling pathway; positive regulation of ERK1 and ERK2 cascade; T cell activation. The record is from RefSeq and is a predicted model, not a curated record.